AUGAGGCGUCGGGGAGAUUUGGCAUACCUCUUGUUGGCAGCAUGGACGGCAAUGGAUCCAGCAGCAUUAGGGCUAGGAUCCCACACGAAAGGGAAGGAUGCUCCAGAAAGGGUCCAGCACCUGGUGCAACAUGGCUCCUGCACCUACACGUUCCUGCUGCCUGAGAUUGGGAGCUGCCGUCCUCCUGCUGCCGAGUACCAGGUCUCGAACUCGCUCCAGAGGGACGCUCCAUCCCUAGCUGAGGCUAAGUGGACAGCGAAGAGGCUUCAACAGCUGGAAAGCAUCCUGGAGAACAACACCCAGUGGCUGCAGAAGCUGGAGAGCUACCUCCAGGAGAGCGUGAGAGCAGAGAUGUCCGACGCCCACCUGAGUGCUGUGCAAAACCACACUGUGGCCAUGUUGGAAAUUGGCACCAGCCUCCUGAACCAAACAGCCGAGCAGGCCCGCAAGCUGACGGGUGUAGAGAUGCAGGUUCUCAAUCAGACCUCCCGGCUGGAAAUCCAAGUGCUGGAGAAUUCUCUGUCCACCAACAAGCUCGAGAAACAGAUGAUGUUGCAAAUGCAAGAGAUAAGCAGAUUCCAAGAGAGGAACAGCUUUCUAGAAAAGAGGAUCCUGGCUAUGGAGGGGAAACAUGAAGGAGAACUUCAGGGACUCCAGUCUGAGAAACUGGAGAUGCAGCAGCUGCUGUCCAAGCAAAUGGACUUCAUUGGGGAUCUGGAGCAGCGACUGGGCAUGGCCUUGCUCAACAACACGGCCCUGCAGAAGCAGCAGACUUCGCUGGUAGAGACCGUGAAGCACCUGACGGGCUUGAGGUCCCAGUGCAACCAUAUUCCCCAUGUGCCCCCAGAGGAGCAGAAGGUCUUCAAGGAUUGUGCGACUGCCUACAAAUCAGGUUUCACUUCCAGCGGAGUCUACGUACUACAGCUUCCCAAUACCACCAUCACCGCUAAAGCAUUUUGUGACAUGGAGACCAGUGGAGGAGGCUGGACGGUGAUCCAGCACCGGAAGGACGGCUCUGUGGAUUUCCAACGCAACUGGAAGGAAUAUAAAAUGGGCUUUGGGUCUCCACAUGGAGAAUAUUGGCUGGGCAAUGAAUUUGUCCAUUUGCUCACGACUCAGGGUUCUUAUUCACUCCAUAUCAGACUCCAAGACUGGGAAAGCAACGAGGUCUAUUCCCUAUAUGACCAUUUCUCCCUAGGCCCUGAGAAACAGAACUACCGGCUUUAUGUGCUGAGGUACAGCGGCACGGCUGGACGCACAAGCAGCCUUAGUCUCUCAGGGAUGGAUUUCAGCACCAAGGACGUUGACAACGACAACUGUCUCUGCAAGUGUGCGCAGUUGCUGAGUGGAGGCUGGUGGUUUGAUGCGUGUGGGCCCUCUAACUUGAAUGGCCUUUAUCACCUGCCCAACCCGACCAGCAACCGGAUGAACGGUAUCAAGUGGCAUUACUGGAAGGGCCCGAACUACAGUCUCAAGAUGACGGUCAUGAUGAUCCGCCCUGUGGAUUUCAGAGAGGAAUAAAGGACCUGCUCA
Messenger RNA from Euleptes europaea (tarantolino), 1533 nucleotides. RefSeq names its product angiopoietin-2-like. Gene Ontology annotation, molecular function: receptor tyrosine kinase binding. The transcript has 9 exons. The record is from RefSeq and is a predicted model, not a curated record. Gene Ontology annotation, biological process: Tie signaling pathway. Lineage: Eukaryota; Metazoa; Chordata; Lepidosauria; Squamata; Sphaerodactylidae. Bases 1 to 1521 code for a protein of 506 amino acids.